Messenger RNA from Aplosporella prunicola CBS 121167, 3231 nucleotides. RefSeq lists its product as uncharacterized. Lineage: Eukaryota; Fungi; Ascomycota; Dothideomycetes; Botryosphaeriales; Aplosporellaceae. The transcript has a single exon. The record is from RefSeq and is a predicted model, not a curated record. The coding region runs from base 172 to 2967 and encodes 931 amino acids. Gene Ontology annotation, biological process: cellular response to heat. Gene Ontology annotation, cellular component: cytoplasm; cytosol. Gene Ontology annotation, molecular function: ATP binding; ATP hydrolysis activity.
AGCUUCCAGCUUGUUCGAGGUUACCUGACGGCUGUACGCAUAUAUUCCCACCGUCCCGCGAUAAUUUGCUGGUCAUCAGACAAAGACAACAACACACCCGAACAACAAACAACUCUCGAGCCUUAUUUAAUACCUCACGUUAUCUUUCUCUUUGCCUAAUCAUACAACACAAUGACUUCAGGCAUGAACUUUACAGACCGGGCAUCAAAAGCCCUAAACGAUGCCCAAGACCUCACCCAACAAUACUCGCAUUCGCAACUAUUACCGUUGCACCUCGCAGUCUCCCUGAUCGAUCCUCCUCCAGACCUCUCUAAAGACCAGCAAGCAACCUCCCACGACUCACAUGCAGGGUCGUCCGCACCACUCUUCAGGCAGGUCGUCGAGCGCGCACACGGCGAUCCUCAGCUGCUGGACCGAGCGCUGAAGAAGGCUCUCGUCCGGUUACCUAGCCAGGACCCACCACCCGAUCACGUCUCGAUUGGGCCAUCUUUCUCCAAGGUCCUGAGAGCUGCAAAUGAGCUUCAGAAGACGCAGAAGGAUAGCUUCAUCGCCGUUGACCACCUUAUUCAAGCGCUCGCGCAAGAUUCGACCAUUCAGCGAUGCCUCGCCGACGCAAAUAUCCCCAAGCCCGGCCUGAUUGACCAGGCUGUCCAGCAGGUUCGCGGCACGAGGAGGGUAGACUCUAAGACGGCAGACUCGGAGGAUGAGAACGAGAACCUGAAGAAGUUUACCAUCGACAUGACGUCCAUGGCAAGGGAAGGCAAGAUCGACCCCGUCAUCGGUCGUGAAGAGGAGAUUAGGAGAGUCAUCCGCAUCCUCUCCAGACGGACGAAGAACAACCCCGUCCUGAUUGGUGAGCCAGGUGUCGGUAAGACUACAGUUGUCGAAGGCCUGGCACUCCGCAUAGUCAACGCAGAUGUACCGGCCAACCUGGCGGCAUGCAAGCUUCUGUCGCUAGAUGUUGGUUCUCUGGUUGCCGGUAGCAAGUACCGCGGAGAGUUUGAGGAGAGAAUGAAGGGUGUGCUGAAGGAGAUCGAAGACGCAAAGGAGAUGAUCGUUCUCUUCGUCGAUGAGAUCCAUCUGCUCAUGGGCGCCGGAGCUUCUGGUGAGGGCGGCAUGGACGCAGCCAACCUUCUCAAGCCUAUGCUUGCCCGUGGUCAACUGCACUGUAUUGGUGCAACGACCCUUGGCGAAUACAGGAAAUACAUUGAAAAGGACCAGGCCUUCGAGCGUCGUUUCCAGCAGGUCUUGGUUAAGGAGCCCUCUAUUCCCGAGACCAUAUCUAUCCUGCGUGGUCUCAAGGAGAAGUACGAGACUCAUCACGGUGUUACCAUCCUCGACGGUGCUAUCGUCUCCGCCGCCACCCUUGCCGCGCGGUACCUUACCCAGCGUCGUUUACCCGACUCGGCGGUCGACUUGAUCGAUGAGGCCGCCGCAGCUGUUCGCGUGACCCGCGAGUCACAGCCCGAGGCACUCGACAACAUGGAGCGGAAGCUUCGGCAGCUCCAGAUCGAAAUCCAUGCUCUCGAGCGUGAGAAGGAUGAAGCUGCUCAGGCUCGUUUGGCGGAGGCUAAGCAAGAAGCUGCUAAUGUCGAAGAGGAACUUAAGCCACUGCGCGAGAAGUACGAGCGCGAAAAAGCUCGCGGCAAGGAUAUUCAGGAGGCCAAGAUCAAGCUCGAUCAGCUCAAGGUCAAGCGUGCUGAGGCUGAACGUAUCGGUGACCUGUCGACGGCCUCUGACCUUCAGUACUACGCUAUUCCGGACGUCGAGCAGCGCAUUUCUCAGCUCGAGCACGAUAAGGCCAAGGCCGAUGCCGAGAUGUGGAAAUCCGGAGGUGAUGAGCAGGCUCUGCUUACUGACGCCGUCGGCCCUGACCAGAUCAACGAGAUUGUCGCUCGCUGGACCGGUAUCCCUGUCACCCGUCUGAAGACGACGGAGAAGGAUAAGUUGCUGCAAAUGGAGCGCCAUCUGGGCCAGCUCGUCAUUGGCCAGAAGGAGGCUGUCACUUCUGUCUCCAAUGCUAUUCGUCUGCAGCGCUCCGGUCUUGCAAAUCCGAACCAGCCACCAUCAUUCCUGUUCUGCGGUCCUUCCGGUACCGGUAAGACGCUUCUCACAAAAGCCCUUGCCGAGUUCUUGUUCGACGACCCGAAGGCCAUGAUCCGGUUCGAUAUGUCCGAAUACCAGGAGCGUCACUCUCUAUCUCGUAUGAUUGGCGCGCCGCCUGGCUACGUCGGCCAUGACGCCGGUGGACAACUGACCGAAGCCCUCCGGCGCCGUCCAUUCUCGAUCCUGCUCUUUGACGAAGUCGAGAAGGCCGCCAAGGAAGUCCUGACGGUGCUCCUGCAGCUCAUGGAUGACGGCCGCAUCACCGACGGCCAAGGCCGCAUUGUCGACGCCAAGAACUGCAUCGUCGUCAUGACAUCGAACCUGGGCGCAGAGCACCUAGCACGGCCGAACGCGCCAGACGGGCGCAUCGACCCGACGACCAAGGAGAUGGUCAUGGCGGCGCUACGCAACUACUUCCUGCCCGAGUUCCUGAACCGCAUCAGCAGCAUAGUCAUCUUCAACCGUCUCACGAAGCGCGAGAUCCGCCGCAUCGUCGACGUGCGCAUGGUCGAGAUUCAGAAACGCCUCAGUGCCAACGGGCGCAAUGUGCAGAUCAACAUGACGAACGAGGUGCGCGACUACCUUGGCAGUGCGGGAUACUCGCCUGCGUAUGGCGCGCGGCCGCUAGCGAGGUUGAUUGAGAAGGAGGUGCUGAAUCGGAUGGCGGUGCUGAUUCUGAGGGGCGCCAUCCGGGAUGGCGAGGCGGCGAAUGUGAUCCUCGAGAACGGACAUAUUCAGGUGUUGCCGAACCAUGAUUCUGAGCCUGAGAGUGAGGGGGAAAUGGUUUGGGAUGAUGAUAGUGAUGAUGCGGUAGAGGAGCUGGGAAGAGAUGCGGAUGGAGACAUGGAGCUCUACGAUUAGAUGAGGAUUGACUUCUCAUCUCUUCUUUUCCUUUACUCUAUCUCUUUCUUCUUUUGCUUUUGUUUCUUUUGAUGUUGCUUUUGCAUGUUUCUCCAAAAAGCGUGAGCGAGAUGUUUUUCACUCAGUCCCUGGGGGAUUUGGGAUUUUACGAUAGGUUUUACGACUUGCACGACUUAGCGAAAUAGUUUUGGGUUUUACCUUUAGAAAUGGGUAUGGUUCGGUAGCAUGGUAGAGAUUUAAUACAUGGGCUGCAUGAAAUAGAAG